Trichoderma asperellum CBS 433.97 is the source of this 1968-nucleotide messenger RNA. NCBI's taxonomy places the organism in Eukaryota, Fungi, Ascomycota, Sordariomycetes, Hypocreales, Hypocreaceae. The record is from RefSeq and is a predicted model, not a curated record.
AUGAAUCUGCUGCCAAGAUCUGAUAAUGACGGUAUAGUGCCCUCGCCACUGCCUGAAGCAGCAGGCUAUGUGGUUGUCGUCGCAGUUGGUCUCGCGUUUGCUGUCGGAAUGAUUGGAAUAACGCGUCUACUAAAGAAAACUCUCAACGAAGAUAACUCAAAUGUUGAAACAUUCAUGGUAGCCAACAGAUCAGUAGGGACGGGCCUUGUUGCCUCUGCAGUAGUAUCUUCGUGGCUAUGGAGCACAGCCUUACUCAGCUGCGUGCUUGUGACAUAUCUUUAUGGGAUAUCUGGAGGAUUCUGGUAUGGGGCAGGCUGCUCACCAAUGAUAGUUUUCUUCGCUUAUCUUGGGGUUGUCUGCAAAAAGCGUAUACCACAAGCACAUACAGUCCUUGAAAUCGUCCGAAUUAGAUACGGCACUGUUGCACAUCUUAUUUUCACGUUUUUGGCGAUUAUCAACAAUCUUUUCAACACGAUUAACAUGAUCUUGGGUGCUGCGGCCGUGAUUACAUUUCUGACAGGCAUUCAUAUAAUGGCGUCUACUUUCCUUUUGCCCGUCGGAGUGGUGCUGUAUACACUUGUUGGUGGCAUAAAAGCAACGUUUCUAACGGACUAUAUACACACAUUUGUCAUUGCCAUUUUUUGCUCUUAUUUGACAACAAAAACGCUCCUCCAUCACGAUGUCGGCUCUAUUGACGGAUUGUAUGAUCUUGUGGCCAAAGCGCAACCUUCACACGAAGUUGAUGGAAACUACCAAGGAUCACUUCUUACAAUGAGCUCCCAACAAGGAAUCUUCUUCGCUAUAAUUCUACUUGUAUCAAAUUUCGGUGCCGUUAUCAUGGAUACGAGCUAUUUCAUCAAAGCGUUUGCCGCAUCGCCAAAAGCUGUUGUUCCGGGCUAUGUAGUAGGUGGUUUUGCCUACUUUUCCAUUCCUUGGAGCCUUGGUACCAUCAUGGGCCUUGCAGCUUUGGGAUUGGAGAGCUCUCCGAUAUUUCCUACAUAUCCUCGUCCAAUGAAUGACUUAGAAGUCACAAAUGGCCUGGUACUUCCUUACAUAGCUGUGGCAGUGGCAGGAAAGGGCGGUGCUGUGGCAGUCCUACUUAUGACUUUCAUGGCAAUAACUUCAACCCUGUCUGCCCAAGUUAUUGCCGUAUCAUCUAUCUUUACUUUUGACUUUUACAGGACAUAUAUCAACAAAAAUGCAGGGAACAAAGAUGUCAUCAGGUGGAGCCACCUGGGUGUCGUUCUUUUUGCCGCCAUCUCUGCUAGUCUUACUGCGGCGUUCAACUACGGCGGCAUCAAUAUGGGCUGGACUCUAUAUAUGAUUGGAGUCGUAACAUGCCCAGGUAUUUUCCCCUUGGUUUUGACCAUUCUAUGGAACAAACAAAGCGGCUUAGCAGCUGUUGUUUCAGCGGUAACUGGUUUGGCCACCGGUCUUGGCGUCUGGUUGGGUACAGCGCAAGCUUUAUUCGGUAAAGUAUCCGUUGAUUCGACUGGGCAAAUACUUCCCUGCCUUUAUGGAACUGUCGCAUCUGCUCUGAGUCCUUUGCUCUAUACAGUUAUCCUGUCAUUCAUUUGGCCGGAUAACUAUGAUUGGACGCGAUUUCGGGAAGAAAAACUGCUGCUAGAUAGCGAUACCCAAACCGAAGAGUCGGAUAGAAAAGAGCACGCCCGACAAGGCAGCAAAGGGGGUGUUCUCAGCAGUGCUUCUGAGGUCGUAUACGACAAAACAGAUCUGAGGUGGAAACGAUAUGCACUGUUCUGGUCGCUUUUCUCAUUCUUUGGUCUUUGGGUUCUCUGGCCGCUGCCAAUGUAUGGAGCGGAAUAUAUCUUUAGUAAAACUUUCUUCAGGUCGUGGAUUGUGGUGUCGCUUAUAUGGCUAUGGACAAGUCUACUCAUACUGGGUUUGUAUCCGUUGUGGGAUGGUAGGAAACAAAUUUUAAUAGUAUUAAAAAGCCUCCGAGGUUAA